Messenger RNA from Monosiga brevicollis MX1, 1314 nucleotides. RefSeq lists its product as uncharacterized. The transcript has 4 exons. Gene Ontology annotation, cellular component: membrane. Gene Ontology annotation, molecular function: beta-glucuronidase activity. NCBI's taxonomy places the organism in Eukaryota, Choanoflagellata, Craspedida, Salpingoecidae. The record is from RefSeq and is a predicted model, not a curated record. Bases 1 to 1314 code for a protein of 437 amino acids.
AUGCCCCUGACCCUCGAUGUGGGUGCCCCAAUGACCAUCACGCUGCCCGAAUACAACUCUUGGAACAUUGAUUCCUCGGCCAAUCGCCAAUUUUUCGAGCGCAAUCUUGCCGAUCCCGAGCUCCACUACCUUGCCGCCGCCUCCCUCCCCGGCUUUCUCCGCUUUGGCGGCACGGGCAACGAUGAGCUUACUUACGGCAUUGGCAACCUCAGCUGUGCUGGCGCGCCUUACUGCCUCAACGAGACGCUCUUUGUCAAUCUUCUCAAUUUCAGCCAUGCCGCCGGUGCCAAACUGGUCUUUGGCCUCAACAUUGCCUAUCGUACCUCCGAAGGCCGGUGGGAUCCCGCCCCUGCCGAAGUCCUCAUCCGCCAUGGCCUUGCCCUGGGGUUUGAGUUUUAUGCCUUUGAGCUUGGCAACGAACAAAACGACAACUAUUCGCCCGAGUCAGAAGCCGCAGACUUUGCCAUCCUACACAAACUGCUCGACAAAAUAUACGACAACCAAAGCCUUGCCACGGCAACACGCCCAAAGAUCUUUGGACCCGAUCCCCAUAGCUUCCAUGACGUGGAGGAGAGCACUUUGACCUUUUUGCAAAAGUUUGCGCAAUCGGCUCUAGAACAGGGCGUCGACCUCUAUGCCGUCACCCAUCACGAGCAAGUCAUCGUCCAACCCGCAAAUGCCCCUGGCGAGAUUGGUCCCCACAACGGGGGCAGUCCUGGUUGCAACCAUUCCUCCAUGCGGUGGGCCACCUUUGCCGAUGUCUUUUGGUAUCUGGAUGCCCUUGGCGCCAAGGCGGCCGCAGGGUAUGCUGCGUUUUGUCGACAAAACUUUAUCGGCAUCGAUUAUGGUCUGCUCGAUUGUGCAACGCACGAGCCGUUGCCCGACUUUUAUGCCAGCCUACUCUGGAGCGCGACCAUGGGGACAGCGGUGCUCAACGCCACCUCGCCCGAGGGCAGCGUCCGCUUUUAUGCUCAUUGCGGAUCAACGCGUCAAUCCCCGUUUGUUCACAACCUCCACUCAUCGCCCGUGACUGUGUCGGUUCUACUUCUCAACCUGGCUGAGACACCUCAAAGUGUUGGUCUUCCUGCCUCACUGGCCAACGCCACGGCAUCGGUGUUUGUCCUCGAAAGUGGGCCAGCGGGGCCGGCAGGUACACAGGUCAAGCUUAACGGUGAGAUGCUUGAGUACAGUUACAUGCAGCUGCCGACGCUAGUAGGCGAGCGUCAUCAACUCAACUCAACGCUGGUGCUACCUCCACAAUCGGCUUCUUUUCUUUCCAUUGAGGAUGUGGCUGUUCCGGCGUGUUUUGCCUAA